This is a messenger RNA of Penicillium brasilianum, 300 nucleotides long. Lineage: Eukaryota; Fungi; Ascomycota; Eurotiomycetes; Eurotiales; Aspergillaceae. The record is from the annotation of a GenBank genome assembly.
AUGUAUUUCAUCCGCAACUCCAUGACCCGCGCACUGAGCGCAAAACAGUGCAACUCGACCGUUGCAAAACUCCAAGCCUCACGCAACACUCAGAAGCGAAAGUUCGCCACCUCACCAGGUGGAAUCGGAGAUAAUCGUGGGACACCAAUCUGGUUGUAUGGAAUGAUUGCGGCUGGAGCUGGCGGAAUUCUUUACCUGUGGAAAUGGGGAAAUCAGAAUGCAAAGGCUGCCGCCACGCAGAAUAUUCCGGACCAUCGUGGGGCAAAUUCAGAAUAUGUGAAGGAGUCUGAGGGUAAUUAG